Molecule: messenger RNA, 1137 nt
Organism: Cylindrotheca closterium
Lineage: Eukaryota; Bacillariophyta; Bacillariophyceae; Bacillariales; Bacillariaceae
Source: the annotation of a GenBank genome assembly
AUGCAAAACAUGAUCCGAUUAUCUCAAAAUAUUACCAAGAUGGCGCUGCUGGCGCACUGUAUCGCUAUGGUGAUGCAACUAUCGUCACCAGAAGUCGGAACAGUAUUCUUUGCGGAUGCCUUGUUUGUGAAUCCAUCCCCCUCCUCCCGAAUUACGGUUGGUCGCAACAAUAAGUUAUGUUCUGUUUCAGGAAGAAGAGGGGGAUCUGCUACCAGAAUAAUACGAUCACAUCACGACUCGUCACGCCAGGCACAACAUAUUACACUGAAAUCAUCAUUUUUGCAGGGCAGUGCAAGCUCUGACGACACCAAUAGCACGGAUGCAGUUGAUGAGAUCAACAAUUUGAGUGAACCACCAACGGUUAUUGUCAUGGAUGGUCAUGAUACUGAUGGUGGUGCAGCAACAUCGUCAGCGUCCACCACGGCGCAAUUUGGGGAUGUAGUGAGAUUGGGAUCGGGCAAUCAUCAGCAAUCAGAAACAAGUGAGGAAGAUUCGGCAUUCUUUGCCUCUCCCGAACCAAUUUUUUCCAACAAGCCGACGUCCUCAGCAGUGUCGGAGGCCGAAAAAGUGGCCAAGAAGCGCAAGGAAAAGAAUAUCUUCGUGGCGGUGGCUUCCGUUGGCUUGGCCUUGGUCAAUUACUUUUAUCAAUUCACCCAUCCACUUUCCAGUUUGCAGCUGCUUUCGACCAUGCAACACGACCAUGCACCCGAAACCACCUUGCAACUUUUGGGGAACAAUGGCAAGCCUACCAUGGUUGACUUUUGGGCUCCUUGGUGUGAAAACUGCAAACAAUUGGCACCAACGCUCUAUCAAGUUCAACAACAAUAUGGAAAGGAUGUCAACUUUGUCAUGGUCAAUGGAGAUGACCCAUCUGCAUGGCCAUUGAUUGAAGCCUUUGGCGUGGAUGCCAUUCCACACAUGGCGUUGGUAGAAGCCGAUGGUACAGUAGAUACUGCUUUGAUUGGACCUGUUCCUAAGGGUUGGAUCGAUGCCGAUUUGCAAGUAUUGAUUGAAAAUAGUCGACAACAACAACGCGGUGACACCGAGACUCCAAGGAAAAAGUUGCCAUAUGAAAUGCUGGAUGUCUUUGCCAACCGACCAGAAGCACGGAAGCUUCAAGUGACACUAAAGCAAUAA